UGUGCCUGCCGAAGAAACCCUCUCUCCGCGCCCCCAGUCGAACGGGGAGGGGCAGGCAGCCAGCCCUGGGAUAGAGGCGGCCCUUUUAACUCCAUUCUUUGAUUCCUACAUGAUCUGAGUUUACAGAGGUAGUGAAUGACAAUCCUGAAUCUCCCCAAACAUGAUUAGGAUUGCAGCACUGAAUGCCAGUUCCACUAUUGAAGAUGAUCAUGAAGGGACCUUUAAAAGUCACAAAACUCAAACAAAGGAGGCACAAGAAGCAGAAGCAUUUGCCUUGUAUCAUAAAGCCUUGGACCUUCAGAAACAUGACCAGUUUGAAGAAUCUGCCAAAGCUUACCAUGAACUACUUGAAACUCGCCUCCUGCGAGAGGCAGUUCCAUCUGGUGAUGAGAGAGAGGGACUAAAACAUCCAGGCUUAAUGCUGAAGUAUUCUACUUACAAAAAUUUAGCUCAGCUGGCAGCACAGCGAGAUGAUUUUGAGACAGCCAUGGAGUUCUACCUGGAGGCUGUAAUGCUAGACUCCACUGAUGUCAACCUGUGGUAUAAAAUUGGUCACGUGGCACUCAGACUUACGCGCCUGCCCUUAGCACGGCAUGCUUUUGAAGAAGGGCUCACCUGCAACCCAGAUCAUUGGCCCUGCUUAGAUAAUCUUAUCACUGUCCUCUACACACUCAGCGACUAUACAACAUGCUUGUAUUUUAUCUGCAAAGCACUGGAGAGAGACUGCCAGUACAGCAAAGGCCUUGUUAUUAAGGAGAAGAUCUUUGAGGAGCAGCCAUGCCUCAGGAAGGACUCAUUAAGGAUGUUCCUGAAAGGUGAUAUGUCAAUCCACGAUGUCCGUGUGAGUGCAUCUGAAGCAAGGACAAUCCUUGAAGAAGCGCUGGAACUGCGUAGAAAAAGACAAGCUUUAAUGGCUCGGCAGAGCGAGCCAGAUCUGAAGCUUGUCCAACCAAUUCCUCUUUUCACGUGGAAGUGUCUUGGGGAGAGCUUGAUGGCCAUGUAUCAACAUCUAAUCACUUGUGAGCUGCCUCGGCCCAGCCUGGGCAAGAGAAUUGACCUUUUAGAGUACCGGGAUCUGGACCAGGACUUGGAUAUCCUUGCAACCUCCACUUCUGUCAGCGUUAUCCAGCCCAACCCUGUCAACACUAACCCACCGGUGUCUGUGACCGAGCCACUACUAACAUAUUCACCAGUGACGCCUACUUUUCCCAGUCCAAAUGUGCUUGAAUCAGUAAAUCCUGCAGGUGAUGCCUCUAUGGGUGACAAAUCAAAGAAAGCAGUGAAGCGGAAGAGAAUUGCUGAAGACAGUGGUGAGACAGCAAAGAGGCGAUCAGCUCGAGUGAGGAAUACCAAAUGCAAAAAGGAAGAGAAAGUUGAUUUCCAGGAGCUGCUGGUGAAGUUCCUUCCGUUACGCCUGAGGAAACUUGAUCCAGAAGAAGAUGAUGGUCCUUUCAGCAGCUAUGAAGUCCAGUCUGAAGUCAAGGAAGAGAAUUUCCAGCAUAUUGGCUUGCAUAGAAUGUCAUUUGACUUGACUACAGGCAUGGAGUCUGAGAAGCAGGAUGUUCAUAAGUUCCUCUUGGCUAAUUUGAACAACGGAGGCAUCCUUGAGUUGAUGAUGAGGUAUCUGAAAGUGAUCAGCGAGAAGUUCCUAGUGAAAUGGCCACUGGGCUUGUCUGAGGUUGUCUUGAAUAUCUACAACAACUGGAGAAAGCACAGCAGUAGCCUACCCAACCCACUAUUAAGGGACUGUCACAACCAGCAUAUCAGAGAUAUGAUGCUUAUGAGUCUGUCCUGCAUGGAACUACAACUCGAUCAGUGGUUGCUGACCAAAGGGAAGAGCUCAAUGGUAUCUCCCCGCAAUGGCCCUGCUGCCAGCUCUGUGAAUGGCAAGUUUGGCCCCGAUUUCCCAGGCACCCAUUUCUUGGGGGAUCUGCUGCAGCUUUCCUUUGCAUCUUCCCAGCGGGACCUAUUUGAGGAGGGUUGGCUGGAGUUUGUGGUUCGAGUGUACUGGCUGAAAGCUCGAUUUCUGGCGCUACAGGGCGAUAUGGAGCAAGCCUUGGAGAACUACGAUGUCUGCACAGAAAUGCUCCAGAGCUCUGCUGCAGUGCAAGCCAAAAUUGGCAGCAAAGAGAAUGUCGUGAUAAGAUUGCCUAAUCUACAUGUUGAUUCUGUGGUUUCUGUGGAAGAGAUUGACAAGAACCUCAAAUCUCUGGAGAGAUGCCAGUCUUUGGAGGAGAUCCAGCGCUUACACGAAGCUGGAGAUUACAAGGCCGUGGUCCGCCUGCUUCACCCAACGCUGUGCUUCAAUGGAUAUGGCCGGACCAAACACCUGGAGUUCGUCAUCUCCAUACCAGAGAGGCCUGCUCAGCUUCUCCUGCUGCAGGAUUCUCUGCUCAAGUUGAAGGACUACAGGCAAUGCUUUGAAUGUUCAGAAGUUGCCUUGAAUGAAGCCUUUCAGCAGAUGAUUAAUAUGACGGAAGCCUCUGCCAAGGAAGAGUGGGUGGCCACUGUCACGCAGCUCCUCAGAGGGAUUGAUUGUUCUUUGUCUUCUGACUGCAGCUGCCUGAAUGAGUUGUCUGCAUUGCAGAGCCUCGUGCGACUGACGAACAACCUCAUCCAGAUAAUAGAUUGCAGCAUGGCAGUCCAGGAGGAGCCCAAAGAACCAUUUGUGUCCUCUGUGCUUCCUUGGAUUAUUCUUCAUAGGAUCAUUCAACAUGAAGAAGACAGCUUCCGGUCCCUUUGCUGCCAACAAGAAGAGCAACUGCAUAACCAAAGCGAGGAAGCGGCUCCAACUCUGGAUACCGCUUUGCUACCUUCUUCCCUUAUGCUACUGAACACAGCUCAUGAAUAUCUUGGGAGGAGAUCAUGGUGUUGUAACUCGGAUGGAGCCCUUCUUAAAUUCUAUGUUCGAGUAUUGCAAAAAGAGCUUUUGGCUUCUACCUCUGAAGAUACCCAUCCCUACAAAGAAGAGCUGGAGACUGCCCUGGAGCAGUGUUUUUAUUGCUUAUACAGUUUCCCAAGCAAAAAAAGCAAGGCCCGGUACUUGGAAGAACAUUCCACACAGCAGGUGGACCUGAUAUGGGAAGAUGCCCUAUUCAUGUUUGAAUAUUUUAAGCCCAAGACCCUCCCAGAAUUUGAUAGCUACAAAACCAGCACCGUUUCUGCUGACCUGGCCAACCUUCUGAAGAAGAUGGCAACUAUCGUCCCUCGAACAGACAAGCCUAUGCUGAGGCUAGAUGAAGUCUCUAGCUACAUUGAAGGGACUCUGAGCAAGGCCCCAGCUCUCCCUGAGGGUGCAGACUCUUCUCCUCCUGUUGUGACAGAGCUUUACUACCUCCUGGCAGAUUAUCACUUCAAGAACAAAGAACAGUCCAAGGCUAUCAAGUUCUACAUGCAUGACAUCUGCAUCUGCCCCAACAGGUUUGACUCUUGGGCUGGCAUGGCUUUGGCUCGGGCCAGUCGGAUCCAAGACAAAUUGAACUCCAAUGAAUUGAAGAGUGAUGGUCCCAUUUGGAAGCACUCCACUCCAGUUCUGAACUGUUUCAAAAGAGCCCUUGAGAUUGAUGGUUCCAACCUUUCACUUUGGAUAGAGUACGGCACCAUUUCCUAUGCCCUGCACUCUUUUGCAUCUAGGCAGCUUAAGCAGUGGAAGUCAGAACUGCCGUCUGAGGUGGUGCAGCAGAUGGAAGAGCGGCGCAACAGCAUGUUGGAGACAGCCCAGCACUGCUUCACUUCAGCUUCUCACUGCGAGGGGGACGGUGAUGAGGAGGAAUGGCUGAUCCACUACAUGCUGGGGAAGAUUGCUGAGAAACAGAAGCAGCCUCCUGUGGUCUAUCUUCUUCAUUACAAGCAGGCAGGUCACUUCCUGCAUGAAGAAGCAGCAAGGUAUCCCAAGAAGAUCCACUAUCAUAAUCCACCAGAGCUUGCAAUGGAGGCCCUGGAGGUGUAUUUUCGGCUUCACGCCUCAAUCCUGAAGCUUGUGGGAAAACCAGACUCUGGAGUGGAUGCAGAGUUGCUUGUCACUUUUAUGAAGGAAGCUGCUGUGGGACCUUUUGCCAGGGGUGAGGAAAAGAAUACCCCCAAAAUUGCAGAAAAAGAAAAGCUUUGCAUGGUGGAUGAUGACUCACACUCUUCUGCUGGAACUGUGCCAGGCCCUGGGACUUCCCUUCCAUCCUCCUCUGGUCCAGGUCUGACAUCCCCACCCUACACAGCCACUCCAGUUGACCACGAUUACGUCAAAUGUAAAAAAAACCGUCAGCAGGCAACACCGGAUGACAGGAGUCAGGACAGCACUGCUGUGGUGCUCUCUGAUUCCAACUCUACAGAAGACCUGUUUACUGAGCUUGCCAGCUCUCAAGACGGUGCGAAGAAGCCUUUUCCAGAGAGGAGGCCAUGUGCUUCGUGUUCAGAAGCCACCACUGCUGGUAAAGAGGUCCUAGGACCUGCAGAGGAAAGGGGAAAGUCAGAGGAACCCUUGGGGAACUCGGAGUCCUGUCAUGCAGCUGAGCCGAAGCUUGAUCCUCAGGCACCAGUGUGCAUUUCCUCCAAGGCCUCCCUUUCCCAGUGGGACCCAAAGAGGCGAUCUGAACCCUGCACAGACCUAUUUCCCCAGAGCCUUCCGGUUGACCUGGAGGAACAGCGCCACUUCCUGACAGAGCACUGCGUCACCUCCUUCCACCUGUGCCUCAGCCGUUUCCCUCAGCACUACAAGAGCCUCUACAGGUUGGCGUAUCUCUACACAUACAGCACCACACAUAAGAAUCUUCAGUGGGCUCGAGAUGUGUUGCUAGGCAGCAGUAUCCCAUGGCAGCAACUGAAGCACAUGCCAGCACAAGGCCUCUUCUGUGAGAGGAACAAGACGAAUUUCUUCAAUGGAAUCUGGCGCAUCCCCGUGGAUGAAAUUGACCGUCCCGGUAGCUUUGCCUCUCACAUGAACCGCUCCAUUGUCCUUCUGCUGAACGUGUUGUCGCAGCUCAAGGAUUACAACACCCUGCUGAAAGUCUCAUCUAUGCUGCAGAGGACCCCCGACCAGGGAAAGAAAUACUUGCGGGAUGCAGAUCGCCAGGUUCUUGCCCAGCGUGCCUUCAUUCUCACGGUUCUGGUGCUGGAGGACAUGUUGAAUGAGCUCACAGAAGUAUCUGAAGAACAAGACUCCAAGUGCUGCAGCCUUUUGGGGGCGAGAAUGACUACCGAUGUGUCUAACAAAGCUAGUGCUGAGGAAGGACAGGAAUCCCUCCCCAAAAGGACAACGUUGUCUGACGGGGCUGUGGCAGCCUAUGGUGGUGCUGAGAAUGCCGUCAAAGAAGUGACCCAAGGGCAGCCUCCCAGUGUGAUGGACACAGUGGUGAAGCCACUGGAGCCGGUGCCUAACCAAGAAGCAACAGAGGGCCCUCAGCUGGGCUCUACUGAGCCCAUGGAUUUGGAUGAGUAUUCCAGUGACCCUGGCAAACUGGGGUCUGCCCAAGGUCUGCCUGGCAGGAUCUCCAAAGACAAACUCCCUGAGAGCCGGACUGCAGAACUUUCUCUGGAGGAUCUCAGCAUCAGCUCUAAGCACCAGCAGCUGGACACAGUGAAAGUCAGAGUCCAGGCAGCUCCAACAGAGGAAGUUAGCCAGAGACCAAACAGGAAGAGAAAGCUGAUAAAUGAUGCAGAGUCAGGGAAGACACUGCUUCUGGAUGCAUACCGUGUGUGGCAACAGGGUCAGAAGGUCAUGACUUAUGACCUGGGCAAGAUCGAGAAGAUCAUGUCUGAAACGUAUAUGCUAAUUAAGCAAGUGGAUGAAGAUGCAGCCCUAGAACAGGCAGUUAAGUUCUGCCAGGUGCAUAUCGGAGCCUCAACACAAAAGCAAUCCACAGGAGAAACUCCAACCACCCCAAAGCACCCAAGAGACAGCAAAGAGAGCUUCUUCUCGGCUGCUCCACCAGCUCUGACCCCUCCUACAGGGACUGCUGAUGCCAUGGCUUCAGACUCCCUUCUGAGACUGACCGACCUGCACACCAAAUCCAAGACCGCCUCUCCCCCCCCUUCCUCCUCCGCAAGUGUGCUCUUGUUGCCACCGCAAGAGCAAACAGGUGUGGAGCAUAUUGAAGAGGAGGUGCCCUCCGUGUCCAGCCUUGCACACGAGGAGGAAGAAGAAGAGGAAGAAGGAAAGCUGGACCAGCCUCUAGAAGGACUAGCCUUGCAGCAGCUGCAGGAGCCCCACCUCUGCCAGCAGGUGAAGAUGGCUGCUGUCGCCCCCUCACCCAAUCCAGCAUGCUGGCAAGAGGAGCUGGAGCCCGUGACCAGCACAAGCAUAGGAGGGAACCACUGUGGGCAAGUGCAGGAAGGCCCUGCACCCCUAGCAAAAGGUGGCUCCUGCCAUAACCUGAAAGAGCCGCCUCACAGCACUGCCGCUCAGGACGUUUCUCAGAGAAGGAGCUUCUUGCCAGCACCUGGUUGCAAGAAAGAACUCCAGGCUGCUUCACAGUCCAUGGGAAGCCAAGCAAAUAAGGCCGACAGCAGCCGAAUGCGAUCCCGCGUGCUGCCCAACAUGCCAAAGCUUUUUAUCCCCUCGUCAAUCAAAUUCCCCCCCGAGAUCACCGUCACUCCACCAACCCCCACCCUCCUGUCUCCCAAGGGCAGCAUUUCAGAAGAAACCAAGCAGAAGCUAAAGUCCGCUAUUCUUUCAGCCCAGUCUGCAGCAAACGUGAAGAAAGAGAGCCUCUGCCAACCAGCUCUGGAGAUUGUAGAAACCUCGAGCCAAGAGUCUUCUUUGGAGGAGAGUGACACUGAUGAAGAGGAGGACUAUAUGGACGUCUGACACAGCUCAGCGCUUCCCUUCUUUUGCCUUCUCAUUGCAGCACCGCUGCCUGCACGCAUUGCAGCCUCCCUCCAUCAGCCGGUCCCACCGUGUCUCUCGCCUCUGCUAUUGCCUGUACUGCUGCUGCUGCUGCCUCGUCUGGCGUUGCCUUCAGCUCCUACAGCAGCCUCACCAGCAUGCUGGCCACCCCUCCAGCCAUAUCUGUGUUGACAAUUCUGCAAGCUGCAGUCACCUCAUGCCGCCUCUCUCCUCACUGAAAAUGAUUGCAGAGGGCGCAGAAUGUAGCUAGUCGGCAGAGCCGAGCGGUUGGCCUCCCCCCCCCCCCCGAGCUUGCCUCCUAUGAUACUUAUUUAUCUCAGUAUUGUCUUAAAGACUCAGAUGGAAAAGACGGCUGGCAGCUUUAUGGCUCUGCCUCUCCUGGUGUUCUUGGACACGCUGCGGAGGCAGAACGGUUGCAGAAUAUCUUUGGUCAUAUAGAGAAAUGUUACAGAUUUCAAUGCCAUUUUAGUAAUGUCUGGUGUGUUUUUUACAGAAUGACACAAAAAUGGGUGUAUGUUUGUUUUUUAAUUUUCUCUGGAGGGAUUGGUCACAUUUAUAUGGGGAAAAUAAAGGAAACCAAGCAUUUUUCUACAGAAUGUUAAAUUUGUAAUAUAUGAAUGCAAACCCUGCACAGAACCAGGCGUGUCAUGCACAAAAACAUGCAUUUCGCUUAUUAUGCUGGGUUUAUGUUUGUUGGGUUGGGAGAGGGAGUUAAAUAAAUGAUGCAGUGCAGAGCUUUGUAUAAAUACACAUUUUUCUAAUAAAGUGAAAACAUGUUCCCCAAA
This is a messenger RNA of Elgaria multicarinata webbii, 7623 nucleotides long. RefSeq names its product calcineurin binding protein 1 (gene CABIN1). Bases 161 to 6799 code for a protein of 2212 amino acids. The record is from RefSeq and is a predicted model, not a curated record. Gene Ontology annotation, cellular component: nucleus. NCBI's taxonomy places the organism in Eukaryota, Metazoa, Chordata, Lepidosauria, Squamata, Anguidae. The transcript is spliced from 37 exons. Gene Ontology annotation, molecular function: nucleosome binding; protein binding. Gene Ontology annotation, biological process: chromatin organization.